UUUUAUUUUAGCAUUUAUAAGCCAGGAGGAUUCUUGAUUCUUGUUAUGACCAUGACCUAACCCUCAAGAACUCAAAUCCUGACAAGCCCUUUUCUUGCUGUUGCCUGGUAAGUCCUCUUCUUGUUUCUGUAAGUCUCAACUUCAAAGAUUAAUACAGUUACUGUGAUAUACACACACAUAUAGAUACUCUUUAGUCUUUAAUUAUGUCUGCUUUUUGUUGCAAGCAAAGUUCUAUACUUCUUGCUAGGUUAGCUGUAAAUUCAAGAAUUGCUGUUACUUCUAAUUUGGGGUUUCAAAAGUUUAGAUUUUUGGUGAUACCCAUCAAUUUUUUGUCACAUGAAAGAAGAUUAACAUCCCUAGCAGAUAGGAGUGUUGAAGAAAAGCACUCAUUUGCAGUGACUUACCUUGUAGAUUCAUGUGGGUUAUCCCAGCAAAAUGCUGUCCUUGCAUCGAAAAAGGUGCAUUUUGAAACUUCAGAUAGGGCUGAUGCUGUUUUGUCUCUCCUUAAGAAAUAUGGAUGUGAAAGUUCCCACAUUUCGAGAAUUAUUAGGAAAUAUCCCAAAGUGCUGGUGGCUGACCCGGAGGAGAACCUUAGGCCGAAACUUGAAUUUUUUCGGUCAGUAGGCUUGUCAGGACGGGAUCUUCCUGAAUUUCUGAUGUCGACAACCAACUUGUUGGCUUAUGGACUAGAAAAUAAAAUUAUUCCGGUUUAUGAAUGUUUCAGGAAUAUAGUUGGUUAUGAUGCAAAACCUAGUGCUCUCCUGAAAAGCUGUAAUUGGUGGGUUCCGGGACCUGUUGCACAAAGACAAAUUGUUUUAAACCUUCAGCAUAUGGAAGAACUUGGAGCACCUAGAGAUAUGAUUAUGUCUUCGUUGAAUUUUUACACUACGGUGUAUUUUCAAAGAUCUGCUGUUUUUGCUGAAAAGGCAAAGAAGCUUAUUGAUAUGGGACUUGAGCCUACAAAAAUAAAUUUCGUUCAAGGACUUGCUGCAAUUACAAAGAUGAGUGUAUCAACUUGGCAGCACAAAACUGAAAUUUAUAAGAGGUGGGGAUGGUCUGAUGAAGACAUUAGAAUGGCUUUUAGAAAGGACCCUUUGUGUAUCCGUCAUUCUGAGGAGAAAAUUAUGACUGUGAUGGACUUUCUUGUGAACAAAAUUGGUAUCGGCAGUUCGGAUGUUGCAAGAAAUCCCAUUAUCGUAUCCUUCAGUUUGGAGAAAAGGACGUUUCCAAGGUCUUCGGUGGUCAGGUUUCUGCAGAUGAAAGGCUUUGUAAAUAAAAAACUUCGCAUGAGUAGUUUUCUCAAAUUGUCUGAGAAGUUGUUCUUGGACAAGUAUGUGACCAAGUAUCAGGAACAAGUACCUCAUUUAUCGGAUCUUUAUCAAGGGAAUCUGGAUAUCAAAGAACUAGGGGUUGGAUUUGAAGAUAUGAAUUGGAAAACAUAUGUGUAGACAGUUGUUUAUUUGUUUCCAGUGGCAAGUUGCAGCAAGCCUACAACAUUUUCUUUUUAUCAGGACAGGACAGAGUGAUUGUGAAUUCUAAUCAUCUAAUGACAAUUACAGUUUAUUAUUUUCUUUGUCUGCUAACCAUUUAGUAUCCAAGUGGAACCUACUUUGCAAACUGGAAGAUAUGUGCAUCUAUGUUGAUAGACAAGAGCUUAUGGCUGGAAUGUGGAAGCAAUUUUUUUUAAUUGCAUGGAUGAAAAUGAAUUAUGUUUCUAUUGAGAGGCCUUUUUUUCUUUUUCUUUUUUAUUUCUACAAUAUAGUGAGACGGCACCUGUGAGUAGAGUGGAGAGCUUGUGCACCAUAUUUUAGGCUCUUAAAUUACAUGUAGGAUUGAAAGUCACUAUGGACAGGGUUCGCGAUGACCGGAUGAGAGCAGGGAUGGAGUCUGGGGAACCACCAAAUAAGAUAACAGUGUGUUAAGGACUUAAGGGUGGUUACAUGACCCUACAGUUGGUACUUGGUAGUGCAGUAUGUGGGCGAUAACCAGUACUUUGCUUACCACAUGUGUUUAUAUAUUUUCACUGUUCUAUUCCUUACUAAUAUUGCCAAACAGAUUUUUGUACAUUUUUUCAUCUUUCAAAUUUUCAGCAAUUUUUUCUUAUAAAAUGGAGAUUAUAAUGGAGGGGGUCUCUUUAUUCUUAGAAGCAGAGCUUGUAUCAUAUUUAAAUAUAAUUAUGUCGAAUAAAAUAAUAUAUGUGGCUUUAACAUUUUACUGAUAAUUUGUGUAUCAGCAGGUGAGUUUAAGGUUCCCAUGAUAAUGGUGCUUAAUGAAACUUAAAGUUGAUUAGGUCCCUCUUUGCAUAUAUUUGAGUUUUGACUAGCUGUUCUGCACAUAUUUGACAAGCACACAUGACCAUUUGCUCCUUUUUAUGUUCACAAUGGGUAAGAGCCACGAUUACAACUUACAAGUAUACAAGUCCUCUUUGUUUACUAUUGAGUCAAUCUCACGAUGAUGUAAAAUGUCCUGAUAUUGAAGAAAUUAGAGUAUGUCUUUCAGUACAGAUGUGAUAUGAGCCAAUUAAAUUUCUUGCCUGCUAUGUUAUUUACUUAUUUUUGUUUAGGUUUGAUUGUGCUUUCUACUUCUCGACUUUUAAACUGCCAUAAUAUUCUUCUGCAAUAGUCUCUUUUUUUUUUUUUUUACUUGUGCACAUAGUUUGUAUGGUCUCUUGGUUGAGAAGAUCUUUAGCAUAUUUGUGGUCUAUACCAAUGUCUCUCUUGAUACUGCUUUCUAUAUCUGUUCAAUAUUACCUUUAUCAUCUGUUACGGGGUUCAGCUGUUGUAAUCUUUAGUCUAGACCGAACCAAAACUGUCUAAUGCGCCUCAAACAUUGGCGCUUUGGCGCUAUGUCUCACAGGUUUGGAAAGGUGAGAAACACCAAUGGUCCGAAAAAUGGUAGAUGUCUGCAGUUGCAAGCAUACGAACCUUGCCUCACAUUAUCCUAGGUCUGCUCCUAUCAUGUCUGCCAAAAGCAAGGAACAAGAUUGGCCACCUCUUGUUCAAUUCGAAUAUCUGUUGUCUAUGGUCCGUCAGGGAUGUGUUCAGUUAUAAACAACUUUGAAAGGUAGUAUUGAUUAUAUUGUUAUAAGUUAUGGUCUGUACUUUUGAAACCAGAAGUCGGAAGUGAGAAAUGUUCAGCUUUUUUUGGAUUUUUAUAGUGAUUUUUAUUUUAUUAUGAAAUUUUUAAAAUUUUAAUGUGUAAUAGAUUUUAUAUAUUAAUAAAAUUUCUUGUAUUUUAUUAA
Daucus carota subsp. sativus is the source of this 3241-nucleotide messenger RNA. RefSeq names its product transcription termination factor MTERF15, mitochondrial. Gene Ontology annotation, molecular function: double-stranded DNA binding. The record is from RefSeq and is a predicted model, not a curated record. Gene Ontology annotation, biological process: regulation of DNA-templated transcription. The transcript has 2 exons. Lineage: Eukaryota; Viridiplantae; Streptophyta; Magnoliopsida; Apiales; Apiaceae. Bases 204 to 1448 code for a protein of 414 amino acids.